AUCCAACGAUUGCGUUUUAACCAGUUGACUAGUAGACACUCAACCAGCUUAAACAAAUAUAUAUAUUAAUAACACUUUUGAUUGACAUUAUUUUUUCAAGUUGGUUUUUUUUUUUUUUUUUUUUGCUUUUAUUUUGUGUUGUUUUGAUGAAAUGAUUACUAAAGUUACUGACCUCGACAAUAAUUUAUCUCAAUAUAAUAUUGUCAAUUGUUAAUUAUCAAAAUUGGAUUUAUAAAUAUUUGAGAAAUUUAUUUUAUAUAAUAAUUGUUGUUAAUAUUUUAAGAAACACAAUUAAUAUAAUUUGAGAUAAAUAAAAAUAAGAAAAAAAAGAAAAUGGUUUAUCGUGGUCAUUUGCAAACUGACGAUCCACAUGAUGCACCAAGAUUGGUUCGAAUGUCACCAUUAAGAACAAGUAGACAAGAAUCACAUAAUUAUGAUAAAUUAUUAUCACAAACAAAAUUAACAUGUACAAGUCAUUCAUCACGUCCAGUUACAAAAAAAAUUGCUCCACCAAAAUUAAGAAAUAUCAAUGAAAUACGUGCAACUGUACAAACACCAACAACAACACCAUCACCAACAACAACAAUAAAUUCAAUUGAUAAAUUAUUAAAUAUGAAAAAUCCAAUUCGUACAUCAACAAAUUCAAUGCUUGCUAAUUUACAUGAUCUUGAACGAUUGAGAAAUAUUAAAACAAAUAAAACAGAUAUUAAACAAUCAAUAUUACAAAAUGAUGCUCAACAUAAAAAUCAUCAUAUAUCAACAAAAAAUAUUAUAAAAACAAAUAAAUUUGAUAUUUCAAAUGAUAAAAUAAUCAUUGAUAAUAAUGAUAAUAAUAAUAUUAUAAUAAAUAAUGAUAUAUCACCACGUGCACCAAUUAGAAAACGUAAAAAUAGUAAAAUAAAUAUUGAUGAAAAAAAAUAUAAUGUUAUUGAUAAUGAUAAUAUCAAUAAUACUCAUCAUGAUAAUAAUAAUAAAGAUAAAAAAUAUAAUAUUAUACAUAGACCAGAUAUACUUGAUGGUUUGAUUAAAGAAAGUGAUAGACAAUUGGAACAAUUAAAAAAUGAUCUUAGUAAUAAAUUAACAAUACGAGAGGUUGAUUCAGAUAAUGAAGAACAAAAAAAAGAUUUAAAUCUAUGGAAUAAAAGUAUAAGUCAACGAUGGAGAAAAUUAAGAAGAAGAUGUUCUGUACAAGAAACAACAGAACCACAAGAAGAAUCAUUGAUACAGGGUGGACAAACAAGAGCUGUUAUACAUGGUGUUAGAUCAACACCAACAAGUAGAGAUGCAUCACCAGCACCAAAAACAUCACGUGAUAAAACAUCACCAAAGAAAUUAUUACAAACAUCAUCACUUCGUUUACCAGGAACAAGCAAAGGUAUUGCCGACAUACAAAAUGCAUUAAGAACAAAACUAAGCAAAAUAAAUGCAGGAAUUCGUAAGAGAAAGGCAUUAAGUGUAACUGAAGUAUUUACACCAACAGAAAAUGUAUCAAAUUUUUAUGUACCAAGUCCAUUAUCAACAGUAACAUUAAAUAAAAGUAAUGAAUCAUUAAAUAAUGAUUUAAAAUCAUUACCUAUUUAUAAUUAUCAUGAUAAUAAUGAUGAUAAAACAAAAAAAUUAAAUGAUAAAAAAACAACAAAAACAAUAAAACAUAAAUAUCAUGAUAAAAUGAGUUAUUCAUAUGAUACUGAUAUAUUUAAUGAUAAUAAUAAUAGUAAUAAAUAUCAUGGUGAUACAUUGAGAAGAAGUAAUUCUGAACAUCGUGAUAAUAAUUCAUAUGAAAAUAUGCGUUUUCAUAAACAAAAAAAAUCAAUUGUAUAUUCAAACAGUGAAACAUGUGUUAUGAAAAAUCAAAAAUAUAAUAAUUCAUAUGAAAAUAUAAUAUUUAAUAAUAAAAAAAUAUAUUAUGAUGAUGACGAUGAUGAUGAUGAUGAUGAUGAUAAAUCAAAUGAAGAAAUUCAUAUACCAAGAAUAAGUCCAAAAAAAAAAAGUACUGAUUUUAUUGUUGGUGGUAAUGUUAAAAAUUAUAAUAGUAAUAAUAAUAAUAAUAGUAAUACAAAUAUUUAUUUGUCUAAAAAUGAACAAGGACCAUCAAGUUUAGGAACAGAUAAUAAUAGUCCAAAUAAAAAAAUAACAAAUAGAAAAUUUAAUAGUAAAAGUAUUGCAAAUAUAUCUGGUACAUCUGGUGUUAAUAUAAAAAAUUGGCAAGGACAUCAACAACAGCAUCAACAAUAUCAACAUCAACAUCAUCAACAACAAGAUACAGAUGAAGGUUUAAAUUCAGAUUCAGAACUUGAAGAUAUACAAGAAAUAAAUGAAGAAGAAUCAAGAUUUUGUACAUUACCAAGACCUGGUAAAGGUGGUGCAUCAUUUACAAUUUUAACAUCAAGAUUUUCAAAAGGUCCUGGACAUAAAGGACUUGGUUUUAGUAUUGUUGGUGGUACUGAUAGUCCAAGAGGUAAUAUGGGAAUUUAUGUUAAAACUGUAUUUCCAAAUGGACAAGCUGCUGAUUUGGGUACUCUUAAAGAAGGUGAUGAAAUAUUGUCAAUAAAUUCCAAACCUCUGCACGGUAUGACACACGCCGAGGCAAUUGCUGAAUUUAAAUCAAUUAAAUGUGGUGACGUUGUGCUACAUGUUGGUCGUCGUGUAUCAAGACGAAAACGUGAAAAUAUCAGCCAAACAACAACAGUCAAUCAAUCAUCAAAAAAAAUAAUUGAAUAAUUUAUUCAAAUAUUUUUUUUCUUUUUCUUUUAUUUAAAAAAAGAAAAAAAACAAAUUAUCUUACAAAAGAAAUUUACAUUUUUAUCUAUUCAUUCGUAGGUAUAUAAGUUUUAUUCAUAAGAAAAAAGAAGAAAAAAAAAGGAAUUUUUAUAUUUAAAAAAAGUAUAUCUGAAUCAUCACCAACCGACCUCCAAAGAUUGACUCCAAAAAUAUUUUUUACUAAAAAUUUUACCGUUAUUUUUUCACUUUUAAUAAUCAUUUUUUUAAUAUUAUUAUUAUUAUUUUUUUUGCUAGUUUAUUUAAUUUGAAAUUUUAUCAUUAUUAUUAAAUUUAUAUGACAGAUAUAUAGUAAUCUAGUCGACUAGUGGUUAUAUUUUUACCCAGAAAGAUUUUUAAAUAAAAAAAUGGAAAAAAUAAUUAUCAAAAAAAAAAUAUGUUUAUAUAAACAAUGGUGAUAAAUAAAUGAAAAAAAAAAAAUUUUAUAUAUAAAUAAAAACCAGUGAAAUAUGUAAUAAUCAAAAGAAUAUAUUUUUUUUUGUUUUCAAAAUAUUUUUUUAUAUAAAAAAUGCACCGCUAUUAUUUAUACCACGGUGAGAUUUAUAAUUAUUUUUUUGAUGAUAAUAAGCAACAUAUCUAAAAAGUGAAUUUAAAAAUUAAAAAUUGUCUUCCAAAAAAUAUUUUAGUCGACCGAAUAUAACAUUCCUUAAAAAGAUUUUCCAAUGCAAUAUGAUAAAAAAAAAAAAAAACGAAAAAUGGGUGCUGUAAUUUUUUAAAAAUCAAAUCUAUAAUAUAAAAAUAAAAUAAUUAUAAUAAUUUUUUAAAAUAUUAAUAUUAAGUUAUAAUAUAAAUAUAAUAUUGUAAAAUUAAAUCAAUAAUAUCUAAACUAUAAUUUCUAUUUGCAAAAACAAAAUUCAUUUAUUUCCCAAUUAUUUAAAUUUUAUACAAUAAUUGUAACAAUAAUAAAAAGCAAAAUUGUCGUACCAGUUAUUUAACCAAGCACUGAAGAAAAAAAAAAAAACAUCUUAAU
Molecule: messenger RNA, 3748 nt
Organism: Aphidius gifuensis
Lineage: Eukaryota; Metazoa; Arthropoda; Insecta; Hymenoptera; Braconidae
Product: homeobox protein 13-like
Exons: 5
Coding region: 334-2721 (795 amino acids)
Molecular function (GO): protein binding
Source: RefSeq, a predicted model, not a curated record